AUGACAGACAAUCGCAUCGCAGACUGGGUCAACGACCAGAUCAAUCUCCAGAAACAAUCAGCCAUGCGGUUCACCGGAAGACAUGAUGUGCUUGUGCCCGGAUCGCAUGCGACACGAGAUAUAGUCGACUUCGAUUUCCAUGCCGAGAUGGCAGGCUUCGCCGAUCUGGAAAUGAUACAAAUAAGGCGGUUACAUGUCGCGGAAAAAGCCUUUGUUACCACCGCUGAAGAUGGAAAAACUGAUGAGAAUGAAUUGGUAAAGCAAGCGAUCAACCAAAUGGAAAGCAUUAUGGCGCUUGGUCAUGGCAGAAUCACGUUUGAUAACGUGUUCGUCAACUAUGACGGUAUGCUCACCAACUUGCAAGCAUGCGCAAAUCGAGCAUAUUAUGGUGGCAGGGUAGAGUUUGGCAACGAGAACGCCUCGGGUGCUAUAGAGUCAGAAGACCCAGUGGCCGCUGAUAGUCCACAAAUCAGCAUCCAGGCUGUUUGGCGAUACAAAUGGGAUAAGCCUGAAGCGCGAAGUUCUCUCCGUCGUGUCUGUCAAUCACCCUCGGACAUAAAUACAGGGCCCAGGCCCGUGUCCUGGCACUGGCGCAUCCAGCACGCCAUGGUGGACGGCGAGCAAGGCGUUAUCAGCCUGCAUGAUGAGAUCAGCGGAACUGCGCCAAUGGUUAAAGCGAUUGCAAAGUACGCUUUGCGAGAACCUUUGACGAAGCAAGGCAACUUCGGAACGUGUAAGAUCCACAAAUGGGGACUGCAUGAGCCGAACGAUGAGCGUCCGUACGUUGGGACCACACGGUUCGGUGAGUCUGUCAGGGAACUUCCACCACCAUAUUCUGAAUAG
Aureobasidium musti is the source of this 843-nucleotide messenger RNA. The record is from the annotation of a GenBank genome assembly. Lineage: Eukaryota; Fungi; Ascomycota; Dothideomycetes; Dothideales; Saccotheciaceae.